Messenger RNA from Phlebotomus argentipes, 2279 nucleotides. RefSeq names its product protein suppressor of forked (gene su(f)). Bases 103 to 2244 code for a protein of 713 amino acids. Lineage: Eukaryota; Metazoa; Arthropoda; Insecta; Diptera; Psychodidae. Gene Ontology annotation, molecular function: protein binding; mRNA binding. Gene Ontology annotation, biological process: mRNA 3'-end processing. Gene Ontology annotation, cellular component: nucleus. The transcript is spliced from 4 exons. The record is from RefSeq and is a predicted model, not a curated record.
AUAUUUGAACAGUUUCCCAUCGCCACCAUUGUCAGGAAACAUUUUCGACUUUGCGUCGGGGGCGUCGGGCAGGAAAUCGAGUAGAUUCAGCUCAGAGCAGAAAUGCUACUCAAGGAGCAGAUAAAGUUUGACAUUGAAUGGGGCCACGAGAGGCUCGUGAGGGCUCAACAGGCCGUCGAGCUGCGUCCCUACGACGUGGAGUCGUGGUCGGUGCUCAUCCGGGAGGGCCAGAGUCGUCAUGUGCAUGAGGUCAGAUCGCUGUACGAGUCGCUGGUGUCGGUUUUUCCCACCACGGCGCGCUACUGGAAGAUCUACAUUGAGCAGGAGAUGCGCGCCCGGAACUACGAGAGAGUGGAGAAGUUGUUCCAGCGCUGCCUCGUGAAGAUCCUGAACAUCGAUCUGUGGAAGUUGUACUUGACAUACGUGAAGGAGACCAAAUCCGGGCUCAGCACUCACAAGGAGAAGCUGGCGCAGGCGUAUGAUUUCGCACUGGAGAAAAUCGGCAUGGAUCUCCACUCAUUCUCCAUCUGGUCGGACUACAUUCAGUUCUUGAAGAGCGUCGAGGCGGUGGGAAGCUACGCGGAGAACCAGAAGAUCACCGCCGUACGCAAGGUGUACCAGAAGGCCGUGGUGACACCCAUCAUCGGCAUCGAGAUCCUCUGGAAGGAGUACAUCUCCUUCGAGCAGAACAUCAAUCCGAUCAUCUCUGAGAAGAUGAGCCUCGAGCGCUCGCGCGACUACAUGAACGCUCGCCGCGUGGCCAAAGAACUGGAGAUCGUGACGCGCGGAUUGAAUAGGAAUCUGCCCGCGCUGCCACCGAGUCUCAGCAAGGACGAGGUGAAGCAGGUGGAUCUGUGGAAGAAGUACAUUGGCUUCGAGAAGUCAAAUCCGCUGCGCAGCGAAGACACGGCGCUUGUGACGCGGCGCGUGAUGUUUGCCACGGAGCAGUGUUUGCUCGUGCUCACGCACCAUCCGGCCGUGUGGCACCAGGCGGCGCAAUUCCUGGACCAGAGCUCCAAACUGCUCACGGAGAAGGGUGAUGUGAACGCCGCGCGUGCGUUCAGCGACGAGGCGGCCAAUGUUUUGGAGCGUGCGACAAACGGCGUGCUGAGCCGCAACAUGCUGCUGUACUUCGCGUAUGCGGACUUCGAGGAGGGACGCAUGAAGUACGAGAAGGUGCAUCAGAUGUACAACAAAUUCCUCACGAUUGCCGAUAUCGAUCCCACACUGGCGUACGUGCAGUACAUGAAGUUCGCGCGGCGCGCGGAGGGCAUCAAGUCGGCGCGGGCGGUGUUCAAGAAUGCCCGCGAGGACAUCAGAUCGCGCUAUCAUGUGUUCGUGGCGGCGGCCCUCAUGGAGUACUACUGCAGCAAGGACAAGGACAUCGCCUUCCGCAUCUUCGAGCUGGGCCUGAAGCGCUUCGGCGGCAGUCCGGAGUACGUCAUGUGCUACAUUGACUACUUGUCGCACCUCAACGAGGACAACAACACGAGAGUACUGUUCGAGCGGGUGCUCUCGUCCGGCGGACUGACGCCCCACUUGUCCGUGGAGGUGUGGAACAGAUUCCUCGAAUUCGAGUCCAACAUUGGGGAUCUGUCGAGUAUUGUGAAGGUGGAGCGCCGUCGAAGUGCUGUUCUUGAGAAUCUCAAGGAGUUCGAAGGCAAGGAGACUGCCCAACUUGUGGAUCGCUACAAAUUCCUGGAUCUCUAUCCGUGCUCCGCCGUGGAGUUGCGAUCAAUUGGCUAUUCAGACACAAAGGGCAUCCUCACGACGAAAUCCACCAGUGCGGACACGCCAGAGAGUAUCAAUCAAUUGCCGCGCCUGGAUCUGUCGCAGAUGAUUCCCUACAAGCCAAAACCCAACGCAUUUCCGGGUGAACAUCCGCUCGCCGGCGGCACCUUUCCGCAGCCACCGGCACUGGCGGCUCUGUGCGCCCAGCUGCCGCCGCCGAUCUCCUUCCAAGGCCCCUUCGUGUCCGUGGAGCACCUCAUCGACAUCUUCAAUCGCAUCCAAUUGCCAGAGCCGCCCGUGCCGUCGGGCGAGAACGGCUUCAGCACGAAACUCUUCGACCUGGCCAAGUCCGUGCACUGGAUUGUGGAUGACAGCACCUUCUCCGGCGAGGGUGGGCUCAAGAGGAGGCGCAUUGUGCCCGGUGGUGAUGACAGUGAUGACGAUGCAGCUGCCCCGGCGCCGCCCAGCAACGAUAUCUACCGCCUGCGGCAACAGAAGAGGUUCAACAAGUGAAAAAUAAAAUGCUAAUAAAUGUAAUCUGGACACAA